Molecule: messenger RNA, 1824 nt
Organism: Plasmodium fragile
Lineage: Eukaryota; Apicomplexa; Aconoidasida; Haemosporida; Plasmodiidae
Exons: 1
Coding region: 1-1824 (607 amino acids)
Source: RefSeq, a predicted model, not a curated record
AUGGAUGUGAAGAACUGUACCAACCUAGUCAAGCGGAUGAACAAGCUCCUCGAUUCGCACGACGUGAAUGUUGUCAUGCGUUUGAGGCAGAGGGGGGGCGGCAGCCCCAACGGCGACCCAAACGAUGGCCCGAACGGCAGCCACACAGCGGAAGACGCUGCAGAAGACGCUGUUACUGUGAGGGAGAUACGAAGUAGCAGGGACAGCAAAGGAGAAGAAGUGCACGCGGACAAAAAAGUAGACCUGUCCGAUGUCUCCCUCUCAAAUUUGAAAAAGUACAUAACAUAUAGGAAGGCGCUCGAAGUGAAAAAAAACACGCAAGGGAAUGUAGCGACGGAGAAUGUAGCGAACGCGAAUGAUAGUGGAGGGAAAAGCAGCGAGAAGAACCCAGAGGGACUGUCCCAAAUGGACCAAGACGUUCUCAAAUAUUUCGAUGUGACACAGAAGCAAGAUUCGGUUACUUUUGAAAUUAAUGAUUUUAUUUUGCAGAAUGAAAUGUCUUUGGCCCAUCUCCCCCACAGGGGGCAGCCCGUCGUGGAUGCCUUUCCGGGCGAAGUGGGAAGGGGGUUGCGACAUGAAGUUGGUGAAGAGUUUGGUGAUGAGUUGGGUGAUGAGAUCGGUGAGGAGGUUGGCGAAGAGUUUGGUGAAGACUUAGGUGAAGAGUUUGGUGAAGACUUAGGUGAAGAGGUUGGCGAAGAGGUUGGUGAAGACUUAGGUGAAGAGGUUGGCGAAGAGUUUGGUGAAGACUUAGGUGAAGAGGUUAGUGAAGAGCUGGGUGAAGAAAUGGGAGAUGAGGUGGGAGACGAUUCUGGGGAAGACCUUCUAGAAGGAGACAACUUCGAAUCCCCUUUCACGAACGAAGAAUCCACCCCUCGAGGGAAGAAGACAAAAAUAAACAAAGACAAGAAGGGCCCAGCGGAGAAACUCCGAAUACACUUGCACACGCGGGGGAGUACCAAGAGUAAACACAAAUUUGAAAAUCUCUUCCCAAGCAACUUUGAAGAGAAAAUGGAGCUGCUGAUGGUUAUACUGAAGGAGGAGGAUAAAGACAAAAAGAAGGUCAUCGUGUGUGCAGAUGAGGAAGAGAGGAACAUGAUUCGAAUGAAGUGUAUAGUGGAGGGAGUCGAGUAUGAACAGAUUGUUAGCACGGUAAAGAAUAUAAAGAGGUACAUGGAGAAGGGGGGUAACUUCCGUAGCGUGUGCUUCGUUCUGAUGGACGAGCUGGCCAGCACGCUGGAGCUGCGCAAGGUGUGCAGCGGGCUGUCCGAGCGGGGUGACGGGAUCAGCGAUGGGAAAAGCAGCAGCCAAGUUGACCAUCGCGCCAAUCACGCCACGCACGGCAGCUGCACCGAUGGAGAGAACCUGCGCGACGCGCAGAGCGACGUGACCAUCUACCACUUCGCCGAGCACGCCCCCAAAGCACUGGCCCUGAAGAAGCUCUUCCACACCAUUGUUAACGGCGAAGAUAAUAUUAUGCUUUACAUGAAGCAUAGGACGCGCCAGGGGGACAAAACCCGAGAGGCGACCAGGGAGAGGAAAAGCAACCCGAUUGGCAAAACAAAUCACAACGACGUCUUCGUCCCCUACCGCAAAAGGGUUCGCAAGAAGAAGAUUUCCAAGAGCGAGGAGAAGUGGUUGGCCUUCAGAAGAAGGACGCUGAAGAAAAUUGAAGAGAUGAAGCAAAAGGCGCAUCUAAUUAAGAUGCGGAAAAUGAAAAAACGGGAUCAAAAGGUACAAAGGGUCAUUACCAAGUUGAAGUCAAAAUCGAAAUCGAAGGGGAAAGCGAAGGCGAAAGCGACCAAAGUGGUAGCAAAAAAAAAGUGA